Messenger RNA from Blastomyces gilchristii SLH14081, 2106 nucleotides. RefSeq lists its product as uncharacterized. The record is from RefSeq and is a predicted model, not a curated record. The transcript has 3 exons. Lineage: Eukaryota; Fungi; Ascomycota; Eurotiomycetes; Onygenales; Ajellomycetaceae. Bases 1384 to 1956 code for a protein of 190 amino acids.
CUUAUCUCCAAUAUAAAUGUGUCUGUUGAGUAACUAGUUAUUUUAUUGAGAAAUGGAGAACUUUUAUCUCGGUACUCCGUAGAUGAGAUUGAUAACUAUGGAUUAGCAGAGCUAGAAAUUUUGAUUUUCCUUUUUCUAAUCAUGUCCAUCUUUUUUCUUAGCCACAUUCAAUAAGUUAGUUACGUGUAUUAUUUACUGUGUAUAACUAUCAGACUCCGGAAAGAUAACAACAGCCCCAUCACAGUGGCCCGAAGCCGUUUCUAGCUAGCUUCCUGAAGACCAUUGAAGGAACCAGCGUGCCUCUGCUCCAAGGGACCACAACUCCAACCCAGUACGCAUGGAUCAGUGACAGCAAUGUGUACCUAGGAGGCAUAUACUCCGUUAUAUGACAAUGAUACAGGUUCAAAGCAUCGACGUUGGCAUAAGUAAGCCAGUGAUACCCCUGGCUGAGCAUUUCUUUGUCAGUAAGAACAAAUAUCCCUGCCUGUCCAUCAAAAUUGAAAACGGAAGACUUCUUGCCUUCAUCCGUCUAUGUGGAUCGCACAUCAUCGAAUACCUAUGCAUCUGGGACCCCCGACAAUGCCUGGAUCGCGUAUGGAUGUGCGAUGUAACAAUUGAUGCUUUUGAUUACACAUUGGGGCAAAUAUAUUAAAUAGCAAUGCGGUGUGAUGCGGUGUGAUCUCGUGGUCGGGUUGACGCCCAUAUGGAUAUAUAUAUACGCACAUCUUCAUUGGCUCGUCGAGGUCAACAUUUUAUAUCAUGUUAUUUAGUUAACUAAUCGACUAAAGAAAAAAUUAAAGAAAAACUAAAAAGAAAUGUCGAAAAUUAUAAGAGACCUCCUUCCUUUCGUGUUUCAAAAGUCACCGAUAACAUUAAACACGCCUCUGUCUACUGCAUCCUUGCCGAGGGCCCCGUGUAUGGGGCAAAAGCGCAGCAGCACUACUCCGCCUAUGCUCCUCCCUCUACUCUCUCUACUUCUCCAAGGAGUAACGAUAAGAAGAGAUCUAUAUAAUGAAAGAUAAGGAAAAGAGAAAUGGACACAGCAUGAAAUGACUUCUACAUAUAUAUAUCUAACCGCGCGACUGGAGCCGGGGAUAUAAGAUAUCAACAAGGGAAAAUGACUGGCUCCAUAGCCGACCAAAGUAGCAGUAUGCAAUGCAUCCAUGGAUUAGAAAUGAAGCGCGACGAAGGGCUGUGUUGGAAUCUGGAUGCUUAUUACUCCUCCCAUGGGGAUAAUGAGAGGAAUGAGUGGGGUUAACAUACUCUUCUUACCCGCGGCCCUACAGUAUACAUAUUCAUAUACACCCAGAAACAUCUCGAGACGGACAGAAAAAACAUACCAGAACGAAAUAACGAAAGCACAAAACUCACCAAACAAAAACAAUGCACUCCACAAACACCCUCGCCGGCAUCCUUCUAUGCCUCACAGUAUCAACCCUCCCCAUGCUGGCCUCCGCCCUGCCGACCCCCAAUCAAUCUGACCUGGAGAAACCCAACACAGAAGCCCACCUGGCGCUGUCUCCCUUGGCGCUUGGAAAGGGGAUGAAUGUUGACAGGCGUGAUGAUCUGCGCGGUAAAGAUAGAGCACUUGCGAAAGCGGACGCGGCCCUCGAACUCGGAGUCGAUCUCGGAGUCGAUCUCGGAGUCGAUCUCGGACUCGGGCUCAGAGCCAGGAAUGGGCCGGCGCCGGCGGACUUAGUAAUACUACCUGGAGGACCCCAUGCUGGGGCGGCAGAUGGGAGUGAAAUCAAACACGAAAGCGAACAUGCAAGCGAGAGUGGAAGGGAAUUGGAAAGUGGGAAGCAGCUAGUUAAGAGGUUUAGGUGGUGGUAUUGGAGGUCUGCGACGGAUGAGGCAGAGCCAAUGCAUGGGGGAUUGAAGGACGGUGCUGCUGCUGCUGGUGCUGCUGGUGUUCAUGGCGAUGUUCAAGACGGGGCAGAGAAGAAUGAUAUAUGAGAUUAUAGAAGCCAGUGGUUAAGGGAAAUUGGGUGACGGACAGUUUUUUUGUUCCUGAAGGCCAGGGCAGGGCUGGUCUAGGUUGGCGUAGGGCAAGACAGUGUGAUAGUUCAUCUUGAAAUAAAAUAUUUUUGUGGUCGAAUAUCUCGC